Molecule: messenger RNA, 1257 nt
Organism: Oldenlandia corymbosa var. corymbosa
Lineage: Eukaryota; Viridiplantae; Streptophyta; Magnoliopsida; Gentianales; Rubiaceae
Source: the annotation of a GenBank genome assembly
AUGCUGACGAAGUUCGUUACGCAUUCGUUUCCGGUGUUUCCAUCCACCUCCAAACUUCUCUAUUGCAAUUCCUCGGGACUCAAAACCGCCGGUUCCAGGGUUCAAGUUUCCGUCGAACCUCCUCCGGCUGACUUCGAUUUCAGGGGUGAAAUUCUGAGUGGUUCCCGGGCAGCAAUUGCUGAAAGCCAUCCUCAAUUACUCGACUUGGCCGACAAUGGGAGUUUGGUUCUCAUCAAGAAGAGCCAAUUUGGGCCGGUGCCUCCAUGGCGAACAGAGUUUGUGGAGCCUGAGGCUAUCUGGAUCCUUGGAACUACCCAUAUUUCUCUUGAAUCAGCUGCUGAUGUUGAGAGGGUUAUCCGUGCCGUGAAUCCUGACAACGUUGUUGUGGAACUUUGUAGAAGCAGAGCUGGGAUAAUGUAUACUUCCCCGGAUGGUGAGGCCAACCAGCAGUUGAGAUCAAGCAUGUUUUCUUUGAGUGGGACUGGAUUCUUUGGUGCUGUUGGCCGCAGCAUAGACUUGGGUGGUCAGACUGCUUUAGCAUUGCGUAUAUUGUUGGCAGCAUUCUCUUCAAGAUUAUCUUCCGAAGUCAAUCGUCCUUUUGGAGAUGAAGUAAGUAACUUUCGAGAAAACUCAAAUUUUUUCGGUUUAAACAUUCGCAGUAGUCCUUUUAUAACUUCCUUAUCAAGUUGCUUAGAUUUGCAGUUUCGAGCAGCGCGGAAGGCUGCAGAAGAAAUUGGUGCACAGGUGGUAUUGGGCGAUCGGCCGAUUGAAAUUACUCUUGAUCGGGCUUGGAAUUCUCUGAAAUGGAAGGAGAAGGUGAGUCUGUUGAGCUCUGUUAUUGGUGGAAUAACACAAUCAUCCAACCUAUCCAAGGAAGCAGCAAUGAAGGAACCAGAUGCUCCGGAUAGCAACUUCCAGCUAUAUGAACAAUUGAGCUUUUCAUAUCCAUCUCUGCUGCUGCCUCUGAUACACGAACGAGACACUUACCUGGCCUGGUCUCUGAAGAGGAGCAAAGCUGUAAACGGAAGCAAGAAAGUGGUGGGAGUGAUUGGAAAGGGUCACAUGAACGGAGUCAUAUAUUCAUUGAUGUCAGAUACAGGAAACUUGCGGUUCCGAGACCUUGCAGGAAAGAGAAAUUCAGGGGAUGGGUCUGGUUGGGUUGUUGAUGCUUCGAAAAGCUUGAUAAGAGACACUGUAAUCACCAUUUUGCUCUGGCUACUGUAUGAGAAGAUUAUUACUGCAGGUGCAGGGUCAUGA